Molecule: messenger RNA, 846 nt
Organism: Rotaria socialis
Lineage: Eukaryota; Metazoa; Rotifera; Eurotatoria; Philodinida; Philodinidae
Source: the annotation of a GenBank genome assembly
AUGAUACGAUUGGAUUUCGUUGGUACUUGUCUUGUUUUAUGUUGGAUUUCGUUUGUAAUCGGUAGUUCUUCUACCUCAAAUGCGGCAAAAACUUCAUCAUCGUUCACAUUUCCUUAUGUGAAGCCUGACCCAUAUCCUGUUUUGGUUCAGAUUCCUGAAGGAGCGAUAAAUAACUUCCUAAAAACGGGCUCUAGUACUGGAGGUACGUAUGCUAUGGUGAAUGCUACAAUUCCUCCUGGCGCUGGUCCUCCUCCUCAUAUUCAUCACUGGACCAAUGAGUGGUUCUAUUUUCCUGAAGGUGGGCUGGUGAUAUUUAGUAGUGAUCAACAGUAUCCAAACCCUGCUCAAAUACCCAAUGGAAUUCAGCUCCCAAAGGCGAAUAUGCAUCGUUAUUACACAAAGCCUGGUGAUUUAAUUUACGGGCCUGCAUUUUAUGUGCAUGGCUUUCGUAACGAAGGCAAUGUGAGCCGCACGGUGAUAUUGGCUUGGACACCCGACGUGAUGAGUCAAUAUUUUUUUGAGGUUGGACAAAUAUUUACCGAUCCGUGUAGAAGACCCGAUAUUAGUACCAUUAACAAAGCACUCUUCGUCUCCGAAGCACCCAAGUAUGGUAUCAACAUGAGCUCUUAUUGGAAUGAAUAUGUUGCGUCUUGGGCUGAUGACUUUCAACCCGCUCUAGGUAUGGCUGCUAACGCGCAAGAACUAUUUGACCUCAUAGCCAAUAGUAGUAGCCAAAAUGACUCGUGCAAAACACUACAAUCCCAUGCAGCAUUAUCACAGCCGUCAUUUUUACUAAUCUAUUCAAUCGGAUUUUUCAUCGAGAAAAUGUUAUUUGCCUUCUCUUAA